Messenger RNA from Olea europaea var. sylvestris, 504 nucleotides. RefSeq names its product protein FAR-RED IMPAIRED RESPONSE 1-like. Lineage: Eukaryota; Viridiplantae; Streptophyta; Magnoliopsida; Lamiales; Oleaceae. Bases 1 to 504 code for a protein of 167 amino acids. Gene Ontology annotation, biological process: regulation of DNA-templated transcription. Gene Ontology annotation, molecular function: zinc ion binding. The transcript has a single exon. The record is from RefSeq and is a predicted model, not a curated record.
AUGUCAACUACACAGAGAAGUGAGAGUAUGAAUGCAUUCUUUGACGUCUACGUGCAUUCGAAAAUCUCGUUGAAGCAGUUUGUGGAACAGUAUGAACGUGCCCUUAGAAACAAAGUUGAGAAGGAGUUUCAGGCUGAUUUUAAGUCGUUCUCACAGAUGUUACCAUGUGCAACACAAUUUGAAAUAGAGAAACAGUUUCAGUCAGUUUACACAAUCUCAAAAUUUCGUGAAGUUCAACAACAAUUCGUGGGAAAGAUGCACUACGACAUGUUCUCUGCUUCGGAUGGAUGUGUUGGUGCGACAUAUGAAGUGCGAGAGACUAUCAUGUAUGAGGGUUCUCGGAGGAAAAAGACAUUCAUGGUGUCACUCAUGAGAGAUAGCUGUGAUAUUGUUUGUUCAUGUCAACUAUUCGAGUUUCGGGGAAUACUUUGCAGACAUGCGAUCACAGUGUUGGAUAGGAAUGACGUCACACAUAUUCCGAAUAAGUACAUACUGCGAAGGUAG